Molecule: messenger RNA, 732 nt
Organism: Arvicanthis niloticus (Nile rat)
Lineage: Eukaryota; Metazoa; Chordata; Mammalia; Rodentia; Muridae
Product: prostatic spermine-binding protein-like
Source: RefSeq, a predicted model, not a curated record
AUGAAGUCUUGGCACCUCCCUCUGGGUCCUGAACCCUCAGGAGCCAUGCUGCUGUUGCUGACCUUGGUUCUUCUUGCCAGUCCUACCUGCAGAGCCCAGAAUGUCCUGGGGAAUAAGGCCGGUGACUAUUUCUACGUUCAAGGAGAAGCCCAGGGAGAACUCAAGGGCGUGCGGAUCUUCCUAAGUCUUUUAAAGUUCAUCAAGGGCAUCCAGCUGCAGUUUGGCAAUUACUGGAGUGAUGUCUAUGGAUCCCGGUCACCAGAGUAUAAAGAGUUUCUUCUGGAGGACGGCGAGCGCGUGAUAAAGGUGGAGGGCAGCGCCAAUCUCUGCCUGACCUCCCUGAGCUUCACUACAAACAAGGGGCGUGUGGCCACCUUUGGUGUUAAAAUGGGCAGUUCCUUCUAUGACAGUGGAGGAUCAGACAAGCACCUAGCAACUGUCAAUGGUACACACACACCAGGCCUCUGCAUCACAGGGAUGAGCUUCAAAUGGGAAGAUAAUGCAAAGGACUUGAUGUCCAUGGAGCCUGUAAAAGAGCCAGGACACAGCGCUAACAUUUCCAACAAGACGGAAGAUAAAGGCAAAGACGAGGAUAAUGAUGAUGAUGACCAUGACGAUGAUGAUGACAAUGACGACAAUGAUGAUUAUGACGAUGACGACGACGAUGAUGACGAUGACGAUGAUGAUGAUGAUGAUGAUGAUGACGACGACAAGAAAGAUGAAAAAGAAUAG